CAACAGAAAGAUAAAUUAACAUCCUGGAAUAAGCUGAAGGUGUGUGUAUAUAUAGAUGCUUUAUAAGAGAGCGUGCCAGUGAUAAGUCUACCAGAAGCCCUCAGGAUUACAUAACAGAGAAUGAACAGACACAUCUUCAUACUUCUAACCCAAGCUGUGUUAGUGGUCAUAGUUUCAGGAACAUUGUGUAAUGACAGGAAUAUUCAGACUGUCGGCAGAGUUGUUUUCGGAGAAGCCAGAGGGGAAUCGAUAAUGGAACAGCUGGCUGUGGCUUACAGCAUUGUCAACCGCGUAAAUCACGAGGGAUAUCCGAACAGCCUCGACGAAGUAGUCAAUCAGAAAACAAAUAGCGGAAGGUACCAAUAUGAAACUUUGAAUCUUUACAAUGACAAGCUAGGUUGGAACUAUGCAAAGAAGGCAAACAACUUUGAAUACAAGUACGCCAUCGAAGCUUCUCUUAACGCUUUAUGCAGUCGGGAGGUCGACAUCACAAGUUGCGUAACAAGUUUUUGUGACCGUGAUCCAUGUUACGCAACAAGUCACCAUUAUUGGUCCACAAUUACCAGGAGCAUGAGGAUUGGAAAACAUUUCUUUGUUUGCCAAAGGCACAGUCAACCGCGACCAUACAACUUUUAAUCGAUCUCUCCGAUUAACAACUAUAUUAUGUACUUCAAAACGAUAUGUGGAGGUCUACAGUAUCUACAGUCUACUUCAGAAUUUUCGUUCAGCGUGGGAUUCUAGUGGUUUUUAAGUCGAAAGAAAUAAAAACCAUCAAUUCAU
This is a messenger RNA of Ostrea edulis (European flat oyster), 780 nucleotides long. RefSeq lists its product as uncharacterized. The record is from RefSeq and is a predicted model, not a curated record. Gene Ontology annotation, molecular function: hydrolase activity. NCBI's taxonomy places the organism in Eukaryota, Metazoa, Mollusca, Bivalvia, Ostreida, Ostreidae. The coding region runs from base 121 to 636 and encodes 171 amino acids. The transcript has 3 exons.